Molecule: messenger RNA, 1231 nt
Organism: Hyposmocoma kahamanoa
Lineage: Eukaryota; Metazoa; Arthropoda; Insecta; Lepidoptera; Cosmopterigidae
Exons: 9
Coding region: 67-1194 (375 amino acids)
Source: RefSeq, a predicted model, not a curated record
UACUACUUCAGUCCCUUCACGUAUGAGCUGUAGUUUGUCAUGACGUGCUUUAUAUUAUAAAAAAAAAUGAACACCAACAUGAAUAAACCCAACACGAACAAGGCGGCGCAGAUCGAAGUUCCAAAGCAUCUUACUUUAACAGUGCUUUUAUCGACGAGUUUGACAAUUAUUUUGUCGGUGACUUAUGGAAUUCUUAGUCUCCUGGCCAUCAUAUCCCGAAGUAAUUGCAAUUUAAACUUGUCCUUAGACACCGAGCCACAACGUUAUCUUAUUAAUAUGAUCGUCAGCCUUUAUAUUCAAAGUGAAAACUGCAAUAACACAUUGUCAUUACCUGACAUAACGACACCGCAAUCAGUGUUCAUUCUUUCAAUUCUUACUUUAGUGGCGUGUGUUAUAUGUUUGAUCGCGGCAUGUUCACUGAUCUCAGUCGUAUUAUCUGAAAACUACAUGCGCUACAUAAACAUAGUGGCAAACUUGUACGUGUGCUGCUGUGCAGCGUCUUUCGUUAUCGACCUCACUUUUGGAAUACAUUUUGGGUUGGACUACAGUACCUUUAAUAACAUGAUGGAAAGUCUUCCCCCGGGUGACCUCAGAAUCGUCGUACCGGUUUUGGGUCGUUUGGGUGCUUUCUUGCUCAUGGCACUAACUUUAAAGGCGUUUCUUGUGCCUGUUAUCAACAUCGCGCUACUGAUUUUACUCGUUGUGUACGCGGCUAAUUUCCAGAAACAUUUGCAAACAAAUGAGCAUUCCAUCCACAGUGUUGGCGCAUUGAACGCUUAUGACCAAAAAAGACGAAACGGAAACGACCCCUGGCAAGUACAAAAUGGCAGCAUGUAUUUAAAUUCUUCACGAGGCCCUGAAGUGAACCCGUCAUAUGUAAGUGACGAUGACUUACGCUCGAGGACUCCAGUUAAUCGUCGGGAGCCUCCUAUGUCAGACUACAGUAACCGUUCUUUCGAACGCUCCGAGUCGUGGCACACGCCUGGUGCAUCCGGUUCCCGUCCCUUCUCGUAUCUAGAAGAGCCUAAGAGACCGAUUCCAGUGAAACCACCAACAUCGCCCGUCGUGGAGCCUCAGUGGCGCCGGGAAGAGCCCCAGUGGCGCAAAGAGUGGUCACCAGCCGUACCCGCCCCCGACUACAGCCCUACUUCACCUAGGCGACUCAAAUCUGCUCUGAAACCUUCCUAUAUGUAAGGGCAGUGCCUCCAACAAAAAGGUUUCUUAUCCAGCC